AAAUUAAGCUUCGGUUACUAAAUAGUGACUUGAACACAAAGGCUUCAACACUAAUAAGUACACUUUUGGUCAGCAUUUGUAAAUUUGCAAUAUACAGAAGGAGAACAUGAACACUUUGUUUCUUUAUUUUUCAUUGAUUCUUCUGGUUUUCCCAGCAAGAGAAACGGGUUUCGCCCAGGCGCAGGUGCACUAUAAGAGGUCGUUUACCCUUUACUCUUGUCCAUUGAGGUAUUUGGCAUCUUCCUCUAGCAACAGAGCCUGUUUAAGCAGUUCGAGCAGUUCGAACUUUCCGUAUGGACUCAGACAUACCUAUAUACAAAUAGGACAUAGAUGCCACGACUGGGGAGACUGGAAUUAUCCUAGGAAUAUCGAUUGCUCUCAUGCGGAUCUCCAUUGUUGCGUUGAAACAAGUCACCACGAAUUUACGGAAGAAACCUGGUGUGCUUAUAGAAUCCUUGAGUUCGAAGUUGCCUGGUGGAAUCAGAAUAGAAAUUAUAACAUAAUUUACAGGAAUUGUCAAAUAUAUUCCCGCAAGAUGGCCGAGUUCCUAAGGAAUUGCAACCUCAGUGAAGUAUUUCCACAAGAAACAGAAUCUGUGUAAAAGCAAAUUGAAUUUUUAAAGUUUAUCGCAGGCGUACAUGAGAGGAAUAUUUAAACUUAUACAGUAUGAAUUAACAUGAUUCCGGAGGCAUGUGCUUUAAAUAUUUUUGAUAAGUAUCAUUAGGCUUUUAUAUUAAUUUUGUAUCACAAGUAUACUCUCAAUAUAAAACUUUUGUUUUAAAAACUGAACUCUUUAGUACAGCGGUUACAUAUGUAAGCAUGUUCUAAUUGUAGUUAAUUUAUUUAGAUAAAAAACAUAGUUAAAAAGUUUAUGCUUUAAUACGAUCAUGCAAUGCUGCCUUUUCACUGACAAUACUGAAUAUUGCUUACUAUAAGGGGGACAACUCUAAAUUAAAAUACUGAUAUACGUAGCACAAUUAAUCUCCCUUUGAAAAACCAGUAAAUAUCACUCGGAAUUGCUGAAAAUACCUUUCCCGGACUUACAUCGAGUAUAAAAAAUGUUUAUUUGUAGGCAAAUCUAUCCAUUAAUACACUUGUUACUAAAUAUAGUAACAAAAUUGCCUAUGAUUUCAACUGAUUAUGAGUGUCACGUGACCUAUUAUGAGUUUGCGGCCCGGAGUCGAGAACUAGUUUUCAGCCCGCGGAACAUGUGCACGUGCACAUUCUGAAACAAUGACGUCAUAUUUUACGUCAUCAAACGGUUAACUGUAAAAGUGAAAGUAGGUUAUCAGCACGAAUCGCUUUAUUUUAUUAUGAGAGCUUAAGCGUAUUUCGUACAAACAAAUUUUUGUUAAUAUUGAAAUUUGAAGAAAUAAUACGACAAAUUCAUUCUGAAAAAAUAAAACUAAAACUUG
This is a messenger RNA of Ruditapes philippinarum (Manila clam), 1415 nucleotides long. RefSeq lists its product as uncharacterized. The record is from RefSeq and is a predicted model, not a curated record. Bases 107 to 601 code for a protein of 164 amino acids. NCBI's taxonomy places the organism in Eukaryota, Metazoa, Mollusca, Bivalvia, Venerida, Veneridae. The transcript has 6 exons.